Messenger RNA from Dioscorea cayenensis subsp. rotundata (Guinea yam), 618 nucleotides. RefSeq lists its product as uncharacterized. Gene Ontology annotation, molecular function: zinc ion binding; nucleic acid binding. Lineage: Eukaryota; Viridiplantae; Streptophyta; Magnoliopsida; Dioscoreales; Dioscoreaceae. The transcript has a single exon. The record is from RefSeq and is a predicted model, not a curated record. The coding region runs from base 1 to 618 and encodes 205 amino acids.
AUGACUAUCAUCAACCAAAUCCAAGGGCGCGGUUACAAGCUCUUAGAAGAAGAAGUUGUGGCCAAGGUUCUUCAUAGCUUAUCUUCAAAGUUUGAUUAUGUGGCCAUGGUGAUAGAUGAGUCGAAGAAUAUUUCCAAACUAUCCUUGCAGGAGCUUACAAGUUCCUUGGAAGCUCAUGAAGUAAGGGUUAACAGGGUUGUUGUGAGGAUAGGAGAAAGGGUUCUUCAUAUAAGAAGUGAAACAGUACCUUUAAAGGAGGGUCAGAGUGGUAACUCAAGCACUAGGACAUCUUGGUGUGGUUCUAGAGGAAGAGGAAAAAGAGGUGAUAACAAGAGUCAUAUACAAUGUUUUAACUGUAAAAAGUUUAGCCAUGUCAAAGCUAACUGUUGGGCCAAAGACAAGCAAGUAGAGAAGAAUAUUACUUUGGUUACUAAAGCUCUAGAAGCUAACAACCUCUUCAUGGCAUGUAGCAACACCCGUAUAGAUGCAAACUCAAUCUGGUUGGUCGAUCGUGGUUGCUCCAACCACAUGUCUGUUGUAAUAGAGCUCUUCAUCUCACUGGAUGAGUCACAAAAGGAAGAUGUCAGACUAGUAAAAAACAAGGAAAUCAGAGUAUAA